Messenger RNA from Tilletiaria anomala UBC 951, 1834 nucleotides. RefSeq lists its product as uncharacterized. The transcript is spliced from 3 exons. Gene Ontology annotation, molecular function: nucleic acid binding; 3'-5'-RNA exonuclease activity. The record is from RefSeq and is a predicted model, not a curated record. Gene Ontology annotation, biological process: exonucleolytic trimming to generate mature 3'-end of 5.8S rRNA from tricistronic rRNA transcript (SSU-rRNA, 5.8S rRNA, LSU-rRNA). Bases 90 to 1613 code for a protein of 507 amino acids. NCBI's taxonomy places the organism in Eukaryota, Fungi, Basidiomycota, Exobasidiomycetes, Georgefischeriales, Tilletiariaceae.
CCCAACCUUCGUGUCUUUGGGCUACACAGCCACCGAAGGGAUCCUCCGACUUGCUAGUAUCGGCAAGGGAAACUUUCUAAGAGGGGAACAUGAGCAGUCGAAUGACCGUCGAACAGCUCCGGGGUGCGCUUAAUAAACUUGGUUUCUCAACCAAAGGCCACAGGGAGGACCUUCGCAAACGUCUAAAACGGGCUCAAAAGGAUAUUGCCAUCUUGGAGCAGAACUUUGGCAAGGAAUCUGUGGAACAGACUAGCUUUGAGCCACAGGUUGUGGGCACAGACGACGGUGACGGUGGGCAGACCGGUGGUGGACCAACGUCUCAGUCAACCGCUGCGAACAAUACGCAAGUCCAACAGGAGCAGCAGCCUUUCACGCCCAAGAUCACUACUUUCCUCGUUUGUGACAUCGAGGCUACAUGCGAGAUCACUCCUUGGCUAGAGCUGGCACCAGGUGCAGCCGGUGAGAGAGGAGAGACUAUCGAGCUUAAACAGCCCAGCAGUCGAAGCCAAGCAAAGAAGGUCAACCGCGACUACCCGAACGAAAUCAUCGAAUUUCCUGUUGUCGUAUUGAGAUGGGAUGCCGACGCGCAGGAAUACAAGCAGGGCGAUGUCUUUCACUCUUAUGUCAAGCCUAUUUGGCGGCCCCGUCUCAGCAAGUUCUGCCGCGAUUUGACUGGUAUCACGCAACAACAAAUCGAUAUAUCACCAACAUGGCCGAUUGUGGAAGGGAAACUCUAUCGUUUCCUGCGCGCACAAGGCGUCCUCGAGAAUCCCUGGUCAUGGUACGACUUUGAAGACGGAUCUGAGGACGAACGGACUUGCAGCGACACCGACAUUGAAUCUUGGGACCGCUCUCGCUUCCGUUUGCGUGCAGGAGCAGCGUGGGUGACACACGGGCUAGCGGACCUGCACAAUUUCGCUGCGAAGCAGUCCUGGAUCUCGGGCGCACAUCCAUCUGCCAUGUUCGCCGCGCGAGACCCUCGGUCGAAAGAUGCCAAGGGGGCUUGUAGGCCGCCCAUGUGGCUUCGCGGGCCGCUCUUAGAAAUCCGAAAGUCUAUUGCGUUGCUCGAAUGUCUCGGCUUAAAUUCGAACCAAAGCACAUCGAACCGAGAUCUGACGAUCGAUGGUUUGCUCAAUCAAUUGGGACUCGGAACUUUUGAGGGUAGGCAUCAUUCAGGCAUUGAUGAUGCGAAAAAUAUUGCAAGGCUUGUCAUCGAGGUCGGCAAGCGGGUCAGAGACUGCAAAGUCGGCGUAGAGAAGGCCACCAAUGACGUUGAAGGCAAAGUACGGCCGAAUAGACGUGGCAAAUCGGCGACCAUAGGAAGCGAGGCCGCCGACGCGACAAUUCCAGUGGAUGGCUUGCUAAAGGCAAACGAUGGCACUCAUUCGUCACCAUCGCAAGGCGCAGCGGCAGGACUGCGAGCAGCAUCAGCGAAGGUCAAAGGCGUUCCGCACAAACGUCGCAAUGUGGGUCGAAAUGAAGUGGAGUACAAUUGUUUGCUCCCGAACACAGACUACAGCGCAGUGGGCGACCAAAAAUGGCACUGGAUGGGACGCAAAAAAGGCCAGAUCAUCUGGAAGCAUCCGAUGGACCCGACAAUGUUUGUACAUUAGUCAUGCUGCUCGCACACGAAGUUCCAGAGCGUGUUCAGAAGCUUUUCUCGUCCUAUCGACAGUAUAUAUUUCUUCGAAGGGCAAGGGCUCCACAACUCAAUGCGCCUGAGCCGACUCUUCAAACGUCAGGAGAUUGGUACCGGUGAAGAAGCCGUUGAAGUCGAGCCUGAGCGACAAUUGCGUUAGAUGUUGACGAGCAGCAAGACCCAUCUGCAGUCGGG